AUGGCGUCCCCCUCUGCCCGGCUGGCUACACGCUGGUUAACAGCAGCUGUUUCUUCUGGGAACCGCAGCGGUCGUUUCCUCGUCGCCUCCCCCGGACAUGCGGGGCUCUGCUCGGGGACACUUCCUCCGGUUCUCCGGGGAGCGGCGGCGCUCAGCGCCGGCUCCUGGAGACCCGGACACGGGGUGACAUUGAGGGGAGACACAGCGGUGAGAUUCCCUCAUGUCUCCACCAGUCGAUCGCUCCACACCAGCAGCAGACUGGGAAACAAGCAGGACUUCUAUGAGGUGUUGGGUGUUUCCCGCUCCGCCACACAGAAGGACAUCAAAAAGUCUUAUUACCAGUUGGCAAAGAAGUACCACCCGGACACCAACCCAGACGACCCAGGGGCCAAAGAGAAGUUCGCCAAACUGGCUGAAGCCUAUGAGGUGCUGAGCGACGAGGUGAAGAGGAAGCAGUAUGACACGUACGGAGUGGCGGGAUUCGACCCCAGUCGAGCCGGGGCCGGCCAGCAGCAGUACUACCGAGCCGCAGGGACCAACAUCGAUCCUGAGGAGCUCUUCAGGACGAUCUUUGGAGAGUUCACUGGAGGACAGGGCUUCGGAGACAUCAACAACAUGUUCGAGCAAAGGCCAGAGUUUGUGAUGGAGCUGACGUUUGCAGAGGCGGCAAAGGGAGCGAAUAAAGAGCUGAGUUUGAACAUCGAUGACUCCUGCACACGGUGCGAUGGAAAGGGAAGUGAGCCGGGCACCAAGGUGUCCCAGUGUCACUACUGCAACGGCACUGGUGUGGAGUCCAUCAACACUGGUCCCUUCCUGAUGCGCAGCACCUGUCGACGCUGCGGUGGGAAGGGAUCCAUCAUCACCACGCCCUGCGCUCUGUGCCGAGGCUCGGGUCAGACCAAGAAGAGGCAGACGGUCACCGUCCCAGUUCCUGCUGGUGUGGAUAAUGGUCAGACAGUGCGCAUGCCAGUGGGUAAAACAGAAAUCCUCAUUACAUUUAGGGUCCAGAGGAGUCCAGUGUUCAGGCGCAGUGGAUUCGACAUCCACUCAGACGUGCCCAUUUCUAUAGCUCAAGCCGUCCUGGGGGGCACGGCCAACGCACAGGGCCUCUACCAAACCAUCAGUAUGAUGAUUCCUAGCAGCUGUCAGGCCGAUCAGGUGAUCCGGCUGCAGGGGAAAGGGAUUCGGAAGAUGAACAGCUACAGCUACGGAGAUCACUACGUUCACAUCAAGAUACGAGUCCCCAAGAAGCUGACGAAGCGACAGCGCUCUCUGCUGCUGAGUUACGCUGAGGAGGAGACGGAGGUGCAGGGAACCGUCAACGGGGUCGACCCCUCAGCAGGAGGGGGCAGCGGCGCUCCAGGAUCUGGUGCGAAGGGGACCAGUUCAGAGGAGGGACAGCAAGAGCAGAAGAAGAAGAAGAAGGAAGAGGAGGAGGAGGAGGGAGGAUUCUUCUCUAAACUAAAGAAAAUGUUUAGCUGAAACUCAGGCUGCAGAUAAAAAGAAGACAUCAUAGAGAAGGAAGAACAUAAAUCCACUGACUGCUCCUGCACAGCCGCCUCCUCCUGUGGGGAUGAAGCGAGGAGGAGGAGGAGGAGGAGGAGGAGGAGGAAGAGGAGGAAGACGAGAGAGAGAGAGGCACGGGAAGUUUUGUGUUGACACAGUCGCUCAUUGUUGAAUCUGUGCUCGACAAACAGGCCACGUAGAUGUCACGUCCACCCACACCCCCCCACUGGUCCGUCACCACACCCAGGUGCUGCGCUGACGAAGACGAGGAACCCGACGGUGUCGUGGCUGAACUUUGUUCUUCUAACUCGACUGAGACUUCUCUGCCCCUCGAGUCACGAGGCGUCAGUCCAUCGCUCUCUGUUCAAUAAGACGAUGGAAGAUGGCGACAGGACAGAAACCCAGGUUUCUACUGACGUCACUAACUCAUUGGAAGGAUUUGAGGAGCUUAACUGCACCAGGACUGUUUUAUUAUUUAAUCUCUGUUUAUUGGAACCAUAGUGUUGUAGAAACCUGAUAUAUCAAUGGAGGUUGUUUGGAAAAGUACCUGAAGAGGUCUGUUUAAUUUAUUUCUCAUUAUAUUACACCUGAAUUGAUUUCCUAGUUAAACCUCGACAGGGAAUAAGCCCAGUGUCAAGUUCGAUUCCACCAGUGUAAAGACUAACGCUGCCAAUACAACAAUGAAUAUUAACGUUGGUUUAUUUAUUGGAGUUCUCCAAGUUUUUCCAGUUAAGAUUUUCACGGUUCUGUCAGAAGAAUGUCUCUGAAAAUCAACAAAAUCUUAUUUCUUAUAGAGUUCCCUAAAUAUUUAAUAAUUUGCUGGUACUUUCUCAUAAUCUGGGUAAAUGAAACCUCGGCCAAGUCCCCUUUUAAAAACCAGAUUUAAAUAAAAUAUUUUAUCAGGAAUUAAUAUUAGUCUCCUCAAUAUUCAUAUUUAUUUUUUUCAUCUAGAUCCAUGACGCUGACAAAUAGAUGAAAAUUAAAAAAUAAUUCCUGGAUCUGCAUUGAACUUUAAUAGCAUCUUUCUCGAGUCAUGUCUUUAAUCCUCCACAGUAUGUCAUGGACGUGUGAGUAGUCGAGUGUAAAACCUGAUAAACAACAAACAGCCUCCUCUGUGAUUCACAUCCUUUCUUGAGGAAACAACAGGACAUGGAAUCGUGUGUUACACAUUUCCACUUCAUGAGGUUCUUGAACAAACACUUUGCAGUACUGUUGACUCUGAGCACAUAUUCCUUUCUUUUAUAAGGAAUGAAAAUAUAGAAAAGUGGGCACCCUGAUUGUGAAUAUUUGUUUGUGUGAGAUCCAGACUGCGUGGAUUUCAUUAUGUUGUGUUGCAUUUGUGUGUGGCAGCAAGAAAUAAACGCUCAAGGAUCGAAA
Messenger RNA from Pleuronectes platessa (European plaice), 2883 nucleotides. Its product is annotated as dnaJ homolog subfamily A member 3, mitochondrial. The record is from RefSeq and is a predicted model, not a curated record. Gene Ontology annotation, molecular function: protein kinase binding; ATP binding; heat shock protein binding. Gene Ontology annotation, biological process: response to heat; negative regulation of apoptotic process; protein folding. Lineage: Eukaryota; Metazoa; Chordata; Actinopteri; Pleuronectiformes; Pleuronectidae. Gene Ontology annotation, cellular component: mitochondrion. Bases 1 to 1482 code for a protein of 493 amino acids. The transcript is spliced from 12 exons.